Molecule: messenger RNA, 2219 nt
Organism: Diorhabda carinulata
Lineage: Eukaryota; Metazoa; Arthropoda; Insecta; Coleoptera; Chrysomelidae
Exons: 7
Coding region: 151-2127 (658 amino acids)
Source: RefSeq, a predicted model, not a curated record
GAGUAUUUAGUGAACGAUUUCCACGUCCUUCGGUCACACCAGGUCAAAGCUCUUCUUUUAUAGAUAGAGACAGAAACUGAUUCUUCGAAAUAAAAGUGUUACCGGGUUGGGUACGUUUGACCUACUCUUGGAUUACGCGUAGGUUAAAAGAUGAGACUGUACUUUUUGGGCACAGUUUUGUGCUUAUUCCUGUGGCGGUGCGCAGCGAAUCCAAUAAUCACAAUAACGGCGGACGAUGAUACGAAAUUUUCGACAACUCAGUCAACCGAAUUAGAUAAAAAAAUAGAAACGGAUGGAAUAAAGCGAGAAGAAACUUUGGGAGUGUUUGAAACACAAGCGGAUACUUCGAAAAUUGAACCCGAACGAGUCGUAGAAAUCGAUACCGAAUCUAAAGUAGCAGUCGAUACAACGAUUAAUAACGAAAUCGGUGGAAAUAAAGCGGUAGAACAUAAAGUUUCGUUAAAAAAAGUUAAAUCUAAGGGCAAGGUUAAAGGACGUCAAUCGGGAGACGAUGAUGAUGAUGACGACGACGAUGACGACGACGACGAUCUAGAUCUAGGACUUGGUGACGAUGACGACGACGACGACGACGACGAUGAUGACAGUCCAGCGAACGAUGAUGACGACGAUGAUGACGACGACGACGAUUAUUUUGGAGGAUUUUUAGAUGAUAUUUUAGGAGGAGAUGACGAUGAUGAUGACGACGACGACGACGAUGAUGACGAUGAUGAAAAACCGGUAUCUCAACCAAUCGAACCGCCGGUUGUUGAACAAUCCCCAGUAGAACCCGCCGAACCGUCGACACCGAUCGAAACCAGUCCCGGCGAUCAAUUAGAUACCCAAGAAGUAGAUGCCGAAGAUGCGGAACUUUCAAGCACCGGUACGAACGAUCCAGUACAAGACACAGAUCCGGUAGUUGUAGUAAAAGAGCCAACGGCAGUGGAUCAGGUUGAAAAUUCCGUGGAACCGAUCGUAGUUCAACCGGUACCGGCUACUGAUAAUGACGAUGACGAUGACGACGACGACGACGAUGAUGAUGAUGACGAUGACGUAUUAUCGGAUUUAGCCGGUGACGAUGAUGACGACGACGACGACGACGACGACGAUGACGACGAUGAUGACGACGACGAUGAAACCGGUAUAGAAGACGUCAUCGAAGCGAAGAGAUCACGAUCUUUAUCAGGAGCUCAACCGAAGAUGCCGGCGAUUUACAUAUCGAAAUACAAUAAAUUCGUGGAUAAUAUCAUAGAAAGAAUAAAUAAAAUUUUGGGAAAAUCCUACGAUCCUGUUCGAGUCAAAUUACAAUCAUUAGAUAAUAAAUCGAAAAAUACGAAAAAAACCACCAAGAAAACCGACAAAAAAAAAUCGAAUAAAGUUAAAAAAACGAAAGGGAAAAAGAAGAAGAAUCAUUCGAGAAAUGGUACGAAGAAGAAUGACGAAGAAAAGAUGACAAACAAAAUGGGAGAAUUUACGGUACAAAGGGCAAAUCAAAUUGAAAUCGAAGAACCAAAACUCAUCGAAAGCGAAACAAGAGAACCGGCAUUCGUUUUAGUUUCGAAAGUAGGAUCGGAGAAUUUCAUCAAGAACGUUUCGUUGACGUCGUCCCCCCUCAGAGCGAAUCCCAAACGACCGAUUAAAACCAAAACGAAAACUAACAAUAAAAAUAAAACUACGAAUAAAAACAAAACGAAAAGCGAUAAUAAUAAAAAGAGUAAACCGACAGUUAGAGCUACCUUAUUUGGAUUGAGCACCAUCAGAAGAGAUUCGGACGUUAUGGUAAACAUACAAUCGGAUCAUACAACCGUUAAAACUAACUUCGUUUUGGGACCGCUGACACUCAGAGUUGAAAGAGAGGUGGGAAAAGGUGCUAGGAGGGAAUUGAAAAGCGCUACAGCGACAACGGCUGAAAUGUACGGAAGAUUGAAUUUGAGAAUAGCCCACGGAGGUACUGCUAACUUACAUUCGAUACGGGUACUUCAACCGAAACAGGUGAGGGUGGAUAGUGCCGAUAAUCACGAUAAAACUAAAGAAUAUAUUUGGAAGAGGAGUGCCCAUAUCGCGACUUUGGUAUCGGAAAAACUCUCGGCCGUAGCUAGGUCCAUGUUGAAGCAAAAAAGUUUUGAUUAAACUUGGGAUAAGGACUGAAAUUUAAGUGAUGUACAGAACUUUACUAAAUCCAAUUUGAAGGUAAUAUAAAAGAAAUUGAUCUCAAAAAUUGC